Rhineura floridana is the source of this 3025-nucleotide messenger RNA. It is a transcript of the gene DDX4, whose product is annotated as DEAD-box helicase 4. Gene Ontology annotation, molecular function: ATP binding; RNA binding; RNA helicase activity. The transcript is spliced from 23 exons. NCBI's taxonomy places the organism in Eukaryota, Metazoa, Chordata, Lepidosauria, Squamata, Rhineuridae. The record is from RefSeq and is a predicted model, not a curated record. Gene Ontology annotation, cellular component: P granule; nucleus. Gene Ontology annotation, biological process: cell differentiation; gamete generation. Bases 539 to 2680 code for a protein of 713 amino acids.
GUCCCGGGGGAUUGCACUCGAAGGAGGAAAGAGGUAGUCUCGUAGAAGAAUAAUGAAACUAUCCCCUCCCCGAUAAAUCAGACAAAUAGAAACUCUAUAGAAACGAAACAGAAACCACCACCGGCAAAUGGACUCCUAAAGACAAAAGGCUGGUGCAGUCCUGUGGAUAUUUAUUAAGCGGAAGUAAGCCCCUCUUUAACUAAGCGGGCCUGCAUAUACGAUCGUCUUCAAAAGGCUUUGCGUCGAUUGCCUUCCUAGGUGUGGCUCCUAGCAAGCAAACAAAAACAAAUCCCAAGGAGUUUGCUACGAGGGCAAAGUCUUCCUACUUCCCCGGUUGCGGCGACAACUCCCGCAGGAACAACGUUUCGCUCGAGCAAGCUACGCCAGAAGCGCAAGCUGACAACUCGACUCCCUUACGCUAUUGCUCUAAGCCUUGCCUAGCGGUCUGCUAUUGGUGGGAAGGCGAGGGGGCACGUGACCGGAGCCCGGCAGCUUGAAGCGGACCGAUUUGGAGUAGGUUAUUUCUGAAGGUGCCACCAUGGAGGACGAAGAUUGGGACAAUGAGAUCACGGACAACGACAACAGUAGGGGAGGUGGUAGAGGCGCCCUAUCUGCCUUCCAGCCCAGCUUCGAAAAGCUGGGCAGUUUAUCUGCAGGAGCAAAUGAAACCUCAUGCAGUUUCAGGCAGAGUGUAAAACCAACAGGAAAGGUUUCCACUGAAAAUGCAGCUCCUUGGGGUCGUAGAUUUGGAGGUGUUCAUGGAAAAUCAAAUGGAGAAGACAGACCAACAGGUGGCUUUGGAAGUGGAGGGACUUUUGGUAACAGAGCUACACCUGGAAAUAAAUUUGAAGAAAUGAAAUAUUCAGGUUUUGUGAGAGGGCACAGGGAGAGAGACGUUGAUGAUGAAGACAGCCAGUCGAACAGAGUUGUUCCUAGGAGAGGAGGAAUGAGCGGUGGUGGUGCUCAUAGGGGUGGAAGAGGAUCUAGCAGAGGUGGAUUUGGGCGAUUUACAAAUGACGAAAAUGAGAAGCAAGAUGGAAGACAGAACUUUGGUGGCUUUGGAUCUAAAAGAGGAGGGUUUGGUGCUUCAGCUGGUGACUCUGAAAAUAGAGGAAAAGGAGGCAGAGGUGGCUACAAAGGAAGCAAUGAAGAGGUAAUUGCAGGUUCUGGAAGAAGUAUGUGGAAACAAGAUGGUGAUGCAGAAGGGGGUGAUCGGGCAGGUCCAAAGGUGACAUAUGUACCACCACCGCCACCAGAUGAUGAAGAUGCCAUCUUUGCACAUUACCAGACAGGGAUAAACUUUGACAAAUAUGAUGAUAUUCUUGUGGAUGUUUCAGGACUUGAUCCCCCACCAGCAAUACUGACCUUUGAAGAAGCUAAUCUGUGUCCAACAUUAAUGAAGAACAUUGCUAGAGCGGGAUAUUUUAAACUUACUCCAGUGCAGAAACACAGUAUUCCUAUUGUGAUGGCAGGACGUGAUUUAAUGGCGUGUGCCCAAACAGGAUCUGGAAAAACAGCAGCUUUUCUUAUACCAAUUUUGGCUCAUAUGAUGCAAGAUGGAGCUGCUGCCAGUCAGUUUGAACAACAACAACUACCAGAAUGUAUAAUUGUAGCUCCUACUAGAGAACUGAUAAACCAGAUCUUUCUGGAAUCAAGAAAAUUUGCACAUGGAACUUGUAUAAAGUCAGUUGUGACAUAUGGAGGUACACAAACGGGUUAUUCAAUUCGUCAAAUAAUGCAAGGUUGUAAUAUACUGUGUGCUACCCCAGGAAGGCUCUUGGAUUUCAUAGGCAGAGAAAAGAUUGGGCUGAACAAACUAAAAUAUUUGGUGUUAGAUGAAGCUGAUCGUAUGCUGGAUAUGGGGUUUGGUCCUGCUAUGAAGAAGUUGAUUUCAUCUCCAGGCAUGCCACCAAAUGACAAACGGCAAACGUUAAUGUUUAGUGCCACUUUUCCUGAAGAAAUUCAGAGGCUAGCUGGAGAAUUUUUGAAGGCAGAGUAUUUAUUUGUUGUUGUUGGACAAGUGGGUGGAGCCUGCAGUGAUGUUCAGCAGACCAUACUUCAAGUGAAUCAAUAUGACAAGAGAGAAAAACUUGUUGAGAUUCUCAAUGGCACAGGUGAUAAGCGAACCAUGGUGUUUGUGGAAACUAAGAAAAAAGCAGACUUCAUUGCAACCUUUCUUUGCCAAGAAAACAUAGCAACAACAAGUAUUCAUGGUGACCGGGAGCAGAGAGAGCGAGAAGAAGCUCUUUACUGUUUUCGUUCUGGAAAAUGCCCUGUUCUUGUAGCUACGUCAGUGGCAGCCAGAGGUCUGGAUAUUGAAAAUGUUCAACAUGUCAUAAAUUUUGAUCUUCCUUCCAUGAUUGAUGAAUAUGUUCACAGGAUUGGACGAACUGGGCGUUGUGGUAAUAUUGGCAAAGCAACUUCCUUCUUUGAUCCUCAUUCAGACAGUGCUAUUGCUCAGCCUCUAGUCAAAAUACUUGCAGAUGCUCAGCAAGAAGUCCCAGCAUGGCUAGAAGAAAUUGCUUGUAGUGCUGGUGGAAUGAGUUUUAGUAACUCAAGAGGAAGCAUGUUUGCAUCUGUUGAUUCCCGAAAGGUUUACCGUGGCAAAGAGAAUCAGCACAGUGGAGGUGGAGGAUUUGCAGCAUCAAAUAUAAGUGCAGCUGAUGAGUCAUGGGAUUAAGGCUACCUUCUAUCAUGGAACACGGUUCUUAAUUAACCAUGCUAAAUCUUCCAAACGAAAUAGUUAUAUGAGAAACUAAACACACUUACUUGAAUCACUGUGAUUUCAGUGGGACUUGCUUCCAAGUAAAUGUGUUUAGGAUUGUGACCUUAAAAUGUUCAAGGAACUGUUAAUGUUAGCACCUGUUCUUGUUCAGGAAAGGUAGGCUAAACAUACAGAAGUUUAAUUUGUUUUUGAACUGAUUUUUUUGGCUGAUGCAUUUAACAGUUGUGUGAAAUAACACCAAUUUGUUGUAAAGACCUGUUGUAAAUUAUUGUACAAACACUUAAUAAAAACUUAGGAUCA